ACACUGCUGACAUGUCUAACAGAUGGGUUGUGUUUUGUAUUUUCCUCGCAGGAUUUUGCUUCAUAUCAUGGAAACACUCGUUAAUAGGUGUUGGAGAUGCUCUGAAGUUGGCAGGACGCGGACUGAUAUUUCUGGGCAUCUUCACAUGGCUGAUUCACAUAUUCCCAGGACUGAAAUUUUUCUUCUUUCCUGUAUGCCAAGAACUGCCAGACAGCCCAUUACAUGAAUCUGGCAGAUUAAAACAAGAGCGAGUUCGAAGAAUUCAACAACAUAAUCACAAUGACAAGACAUCUGUCUACGUUGAGACUGUGUUAAAGCCUAGACAGACGUCAUUACUCAAGCAGAAAAUUGAACGAAACCAUCGCAUGAGCGGAGAGAUGUGGAAACUCGGCCAAGGUUUUUCUGUCGGGGGUGAAGAGAAUCAAACACAUGAUGAUGUUGAUGAGACUCCUAAUGAGAGAUCUAAGAGGAAACGUAAGCCACUGCAGACUGCCGCUCAAGAUCCUGUCCAACAGGAAGUACCCAAACACAAGAAGGAGGUCACAGUUAUUGUUUUGCCUGAGGAGCCGUCUGAAGACACUGACGGAGUUGUAAAAAUUGCCCUAAGAUGUCCAAGUGGAAGAACUGUUUACAGAAGAUUCCUCAAAACGUGGAGCUCGCUGCUUCUUCUCGACUGGAUGAAGAAAUCUGGAUAUCAUCCUGUGCUCUACACUCUGUGUACAUCCUACCCCAGAAAAGCCCUGCUGCCCACAGCAGAUGUGAGUCUGGAGGAGGCCGGGAUAUUCAUGGACACAGUGCUGAAUAUAGAGAGCAAAGUUCCUUCCACUACAUGAGAAUAUUCACCUGGAUUUGAUAAGACAGAAUGCAGCAAUUUCCGGUGCCCAGAAUGACCUUUCAUCAGUCUCCCUGGUUUAAAAUGAAUACAUGCACACACAAAUUCUGUUUAAUUCUCCACAUACACUAUAAUCAGAACACAUUGUUCAAGCAUGUCUGUCAUUUCAAUAAAAAAAUACUGCAGUCUGCAUCUUCAAGGAAUAGAGUUUGGGGGAAUCUCACACAAAUAGUAGUAUUGUACUGCCUUCCACUUAUGCCGAUUUUAAAAAUACAAAUACAUUUAGAGUAUGAUUGUCAUCAGAUUCUCUAUAAUGUAAUGGGCGGCUGUGGCUCAGGUGGUAGAGCGGGAUGGUCACUAAUCACAGGGUUGGCGGUUCGAAUCCUGGCCCACACGACUCCACAUGCCGAAGUGUCCUUGGGCAAGAUGCUGAACCCCAAGUUACUCCCAAUGGCAGAUUAGUGCCUUGCAUGGCAGCUCUGCCAUCAUUGGUGUAUGAGUGUGAUUGAAAGCACUUUGGUAACAUCUAAGGUUAAUAAAAAGGCGCUAUAUAAGUGCAGACCAUUUACCAAUACAGUUAUAAGAAUCAUACUAUAUGCACUCAUAUAUUUUUAUUAUUACCAUUAGAUUACAGAUUAGCAUAAAAAAUAUUUAUGAUUACCUUAUAUACACCAAUCAGCCACAACAUUAAAAGCACCCGCCUAACAUUGUGUAGGUCCCCCUCAUGCCACAAAAACAGCGC
Molecule: messenger RNA, 1574 nt
Organism: Xyrauchen texanus (razorback sucker)
Lineage: Eukaryota; Metazoa; Chordata; Actinopteri; Cypriniformes; Catostomidae
Gene: ubxn8
Product: UBX domain protein 8
Exons: 8
Coding region: 12-833 (273 amino acids)
Cellular component (GO): endoplasmic reticulum; nucleus
Molecular function (GO): ubiquitin binding
Source: RefSeq, a predicted model, not a curated record